Molecule: messenger RNA, 5969 nt
Organism: Sphaeramia orbicularis (orbiculate cardinalfish)
Lineage: Eukaryota; Metazoa; Chordata; Actinopteri; Kurtiformes; Apogonidae
Product: FERM and PDZ domain-containing protein 4-like
Exons: 17
Coding region: 442-5448 (1668 amino acids)
Cellular component (GO): cytoskeleton
Molecular function (GO): protein binding
Source: RefSeq, a predicted model, not a curated record
UUCCUCUCUCUUCCACUUUCAUCUCCCAGCAUCACCACCACUGUCCCUCCCUCCCUCUGCCUCUCGCUCUGGCUCUCUCUGCUUCUCUCCAAAGCUGUUGUUACUGUGCGGCUCCUGCACAUCAUUCCACUGCGAUGGAAAUUAAAUGAAGGUGGCUUAACACAGCUAACAGAGGCAUGCUUUGAAGGAUGUAACGGGGGGAAACUGCGCUGCCAGAUCCUUUUCCAUGGGCUGUGGAUUUGUGCUGCUGAGGCGAGGACACAGCAAUCACUCAGCCAUGCAGAAGCCCAGACAACAGGACUAAUCUCUCCACCUGACUUGUGGAAGCUCCACUUUUUUUUCUGAAUAAUUCAUUCUGCGCUGCCAAAGACAGUGUGGGACAAUGAUGCCGGAAUGAAGUAGACGGUAAAUUUGUAGCUUUGACUGCAGCCUGCAGCACACAUGGAUGUUUUCAGCUUCGUGAAGAUGCCAAAGCUGCCCGGCCAAAGGACCAAAUCCUCCGGCUGGCCGCCCCCUUCAGGGACCUGGAGUGCUUCACAGGGACCCCCCAAUGGAUGGGACAUGGGCACCAAUAGGGAGGGGCGUGACUGCUACAUCAACCACGUCUCCCAGAGCAGCUCUCUGGAGGAGGUUCGAUUGGAUGGGGAUAAGUUUGUGCCACCUGCACCCCGUAAGGUGGAGAUGAGACGAGAUCCAGUGCUGGGCUUUGGCUUUGUGGCAGGCAGUGAGAAACCUGUAGUGGUCCGCUCAGUCACACCAGGAGGUCCAUCAGAAGGCAAGCUAAUCCCAGGGGACGAGAUCAUCAUGAUUAAUGAUGAGGCAGUCAGUUCAGCACCCAGGGAGCGGGUUAUUGACCUUGUCAGGAGCUGCAAGGAGUCCAUAUUGUUGACUGUAGUUCAGCCGUAUCCAUCACCUAAAUCGGCAUUCAUCAGUGCAGCCAAAAAGGCCAAAUUAAAGUCUAAUCCUGUUAAAGUACGCUUUGCUGAAGAGGUCAUCAUCAAUGGACAGGUCCCAGAAACAGUGAAGGACAACUCCCUUCUUUUUAUGCCAAAUGUUCUGAAGGUGUACCUGGAGAACGGGCAGACUAAGUCAUUUAAAUUUGACAGCAACACAUCCAUUAAGGACGUCAUCUUGACCCUGCAAGAAAAGCUGUCCAUUAAGAGCAUUGAGCACUUCUCUUUAAUGCUGGAGCAAAGAGCCGAGGGAUCUGCCAGCAAACUCAUGCUCCUGCAUGAACAGGAGAUGCUAACUCAGGUGACACAGAGGCCAGGGUCACACAAAAUGAAGUGCUUUUUCCGCAUCACCUUUGUCCCAAAGGAUCCCGUGGACCUGCUAAAAAGAGAUGCUGUAGCAUUCGAGUACCUCUAUGUUCAGAGCUGUAAUGAUGUGGUGUUGGAGAGAUUUGGGUCAGAGCUGAAAUACGACACGGCCCUCCGUCUAGCUGCCCUGCAAAUGUAUAUUCUAACCAUCAAUACCAAGCAGUCCCAGAAAGUUUCCUUGAAGUAUAUUGAGAAAGAGUGGGGUCUGGGGUUGUUCCUGCCUCCUGCGGUGCUGUCGAGCAUGAAAGAGAAAAACAUCAAAAAAGCCCUCACUCACAUCCUCAAAAGCAACCAGAAUCUGAUGCCUCCUGGAAAAAAGCUGACUACCUUGCAGGCAAAGGUUCAUUAUCUGAAGUAUCUCAGUGACUUGAGACUGUACGGAGGGCGGGUGUUUAAAUCCAUACUAAUUCAAGGCGAGAAGCACACAGAAGUGACUUUGCUUGUCGGACCCAAAUAUGGCAUCAGUCAUGUGAUUAACACCAAAACGAACCUUGUGGCUCUGUUGGCUGAUUUCAGUCAUGUGAACCGCAUUGAAAUGUACACAGAGGACGAGAACAGAGUUAGAGUGGAGCUACAUGUUCUGGAUGUAAAGCCCAUCACUCUCUUAAUGGAGUCUGUUGAUGCAAUGAAUCUGGCCUGUUUGACUGCUGGCUACUACAGACUGCUGGUGGACUCACGGCGCUCGAUCUUCAAUGUGGCCAAAAAAACAGACACGGUGGAAACAAGCCAUGCAGCAAGAGUAAAGCAGAACUACCAGGCCAUUGAGUGUACAUACAGCACACCUCAUAAGGGAUGUGAAGACAGAAACAAUCAGAGGUGCAGUCAAGAAUAUUCUGACCAGGAGUGCGAAUACCUAGACCAUGGUAGAUGUGAAGGCCAACAAGUCUACAUUACUGAGAUCCACCAGCCUCAGCACCCCAUUCACAUGGCAGAGAGAGCAGAAUGUUGCAGAAUCCCUUGUUCCCAAACUUACCUCAAUGUCCCAAGGCCCAAACCCCAGGAGUCCUCCAGGAGUGCAAAAGUCUCUUUCAUAUUUGGAGACCCCCCCUUAGAUAGUGUAAACCCUCAAAAUCUUGGCUACCAGAGACUGAUGGAAGAGAGCCCAGAGAUUCUAGACAAUCACAGCCCGAUGUACAGACGUCUUGAGGAGGAAUAUAAGAUGAUGGAUGCCUUAGAAGAUGGAGACGGAUAUCCGUACUCCACCAAAAUCUUCGGUCCUGCUGAGUGCAUUGAGGAGCCGCUGUUGCACGAUAUCUGUUACGCCGAGACGACGGAUGAUGCAGAGGAUGAGGAUGACAUCAGCUGCGAGGAGGACAUGGUGAUGAGUGACAUUGACAAGCCUAUGUUACUCUCGCUCUCAGGGUCUAGUGAUGACAUCAUUGACUUGACCUCCCUUCCUCCACCGCCAGAGGGUAAUGAUGAGGAGGACAAUGAUGUACUUCUGCACUCACUUAACCUGGCCAUUGCUGCUCCUCCGCCCGGCUUCAGGGACAGCUCUGAUGAGGAGGAACACCAGGGGGGCGGGACUAGGGCCAAGGGAGCCUGCAAUGAUAUCCCAGUGUCUCUCAUAGAUUCAGUGCCCACCCAUGGAGCCGAGGCCCAGGGUGAGCCUCUGGACGAUGCAGUGGUGUCCACCUUACAGGCACUCGAGGCCCUCGCCGCGUCCGAGGAACAGAGUCCUGCACAGUCUGAGAGUAGCACAGGUGUAGAAAUAUCUCGAGCAUUUAGUCCUGAGUCCUCAGAUUCUGGCAAUGAGACAAACUCCUCUGAGAUGACAGAGAGCUCUGAGCUGGCAUCCGCUCAGAGACACUCGGAGAACCACCUGAGGAUGCAUGUAGCCAUGACAGAAGGAUAUCAUGCCGUGAAUGAGGAAAAGAUAGAGGUCAUUGCAUCUAGUGAUGGUGGAGCCGGAGUCCUGCAGUACAACCCCCAGGAGCAUCAGGAAGAGGAGGCCAAAUCAUCUGCGGUUGCCUCCUCACAGAUUUUUCACUCAGAUGGUGGUGAAAUGGAGCCAGAGACAAUGGAAAUAAAAUCAGUGAGUGAAUAUUUCACUAAGAUGCACAUGGGGCCAGUAAUGAGCAGGCAGAGAGGAAAACAGAGGGAGCUAGAGAACAGACACCAAGGAGACUCCUGCGACUCCUCUGAUAGAUCCCACACAACUUCCCACGACUCAGCCAGAGAAGAGCCCCCUCAUCUUGUUGGGAAGUACAAUGCUUUUACUAUAAGAGAUUCCUAUUACAUGAAUCAACUUGAUCUGGGGCGAACUCACUAUAAAGACAAGCAUCAAAAAUGGCAGCAAGCGCCUGGAAACAAAAUGGCAGAGAAUCUCGCUGCAGAAUGUGUGAAUGACUCACAGGCUUCCCACGCAGAGAGGCUGACAAUAAAAGGAGAGAAUCAGGAGUCAGUCGAAAGAAGCCAGCAGAUAAAUGCCCAUCUCCGCUCCCCAUCCAAUGGGCCCUUCCCUGAAGAGAGUGCUACUACGCAGGAGAACGAACAGCAGCAAAUUAAAGUCCCAUCAUCAGAACAAGACGUCACACGGUUGUAUGAAUACCACAUAAAUAAGCGCAUGUCGUCGAUACAGAGCGAGGGUGUCCACUCCCUUCAGAGCUCACAGUGUUCCUCUAUAGAUGCUGGUUGUAGCACAGGCAGCAGCAGCUGUGUCACUCCCAUGGAUUCUCCUCUUUGUACCACAGACACUAUGCAUGUACUGUCUGAGUCCUCACUCAAGGGCCUGGGCUAUGUAACUGGUGAGGAGAAGGGUUACCGGCCUGGAGGUCAGGGCAAGAUAGGCCAUCCCAUGGACCCCACCCUGCUGAGAAAGAUCCAUGCAGCUACUAGCGCUGAACCAGGGUUUGGAAAUACUCGGGAUGGCAGUCACCGAAUGCCCAAGAUAAAAGAAACCACAGCUUGCGCACAGCUGAAGAAGGUUGCGGAAGAGUCAUCUUUAACUCUCUGUACUGAGAAGAGUAACACCACCACAACCAUGUCACCGUCAUCAUUAAGAAGUAGCACAGAGCCCAGCGGGCUAACACAGGCCAGCCCCGAGCCCGACCCACAUGCCCCGGCUUUCCCCUCAAGCGGAUCUACAUGUGACCCUAAAACAGGCAGCCUCAGGAAGCCACGCAGGGUUCGGACGCUCAGGAGGAGCUGGAGCACUAUGAUGCCAGGUACCAAGAGCUUUGAAGCACUGCUGGAGAAGACCAAAGCCACACUGACAGGGAAGAGUGGUGGUCAGAAUUUCCAGUCUCAAGAUCCCCCAAAUGUCCAGAGGUUAUUCUCAGCCAAAACAUUACCCAAGAGCUUCACCCACAGUUCAGCUGCCUCUAAUUCAUCCAGUAAAAGGUUGAUGAGAGGAGCUUCCCUUUUGCUACCAGAGUCAACAGGACCAAGAAUGGAUACAGGUACGUGGAAGUGCCAUGGGCCACUCAGUCACUGCUUCCCACUAAGAAAAGUAAACACUGAUAGUGAUGAAGACAAAGACAAGGGCUCACAUGGUCUGUUCCACCUCAGUAAUGAAGAAACAUCAAUCCUGAAAGGACACUGUAAACGUGAACAGGGUAACAUGGCCACUGCUACGAACGACAUGAGCCUUAAAGCAAGGCUAGCUCGUGUAAAUUCAAUGAAGGGGAAAACCUACAGCCUUCACACAGGGUUUGCACUCGCAAGAAAGGAUGCCUUAGAUAUGAUCAGUUUGGUGCGUUCCAGUGUCGGCCGUUCGUCCCGAAGAGAGAAGCCGGAGGUCUGCGAGGCUGACAUGGAGACGAUCUCCCAGCUGCUUUUCAUGCAGGCCACAGUGCUGAGUCGUGCCUGCAGUCAGAUGGCCGUAGAAUACAGCAGCCCAGAGGAAUUACUGCUCACUCUGACGCACAGCUUCCACACACUGUGCUGCUUAACACAAGCCUGUAUGUCACUGGUGGAAGGCCUGAGCACUGACACCGAGAGACGUGAUGUGGUAGCCAAGGUGGAUGAGGUCGUCAUGAACUAUGUGUGUCUGCUAAAAGCUGCUGAAGCGGCGUCAGGAGCCUCUCCAACUGACCAAAGUGUGAAUGCAUUGAUACAUCACUCUGCCACCAUGUCUGCUGUUAUAAACACACUAACUCACUCACUGAAAACACUUCUCAACAAAUAAACUGUUAUUUUGUCCUAAUUAUUGAUUUUAAAGCCAUACAUAAGAGACAUAGGUUGAACAACCAAUGUGAACUGCUGUGAAAAAAAUCUUGCCUUGUGUAUACAAUAUUUUAUUAUGUAAAGUAAAAAUGAAAUUAUAUCAAUCAUUAAAGUUUUAAAUAGAUUAUAUUAAGGCCUCUGUGAAGAAGCAUAUGACCCUCCACUCUGAAGUAUAUUAUCUACUAUUACAUAAAAGGGAUUAUUUUAAUGAUUUAUUAAUUAUAUUAGGAUCUUAGUAGAUCAUUACAACCUUAUUAAUACCUUGUUUAUAAAUUGUAAAAAUAUAUAUUAUGUUGGUAAAAAUGCAUACACUUAUAGCACUUGACAAAUCAUUGCACAGAACAAGAUGUGAUCAAAUAAAAUUAAUGCCUAUGACUUUUUAAGUUGCUGGAUUCACCUUACUUUAAUGAAUACUUUAAACAUGAACACUAAGUACUUUCCUGUUAUUUUUUGUUGGCAUCAUUAAAAAACUUUUAAAAAGUG